This is a messenger RNA of Phytophthora nicotianae INRA-310, 618 nucleotides long. RefSeq lists its product as hypothetical. NCBI's taxonomy places the organism in Eukaryota, Oomycota, Peronosporomycetes, Peronosporales, Peronosporaceae. Bases 34 to 489 code for a protein of 151 amino acids. The transcript has a single exon. The record is from RefSeq and is a predicted model, not a curated record.
AAAAUAUAGUUUUCAACGUUCUAUCGCUCAAAUAUGACGAUCAGUAACAAGGAGCUGGACGCCAAGCUGCGCGCAUUGCAGGCCAAGACGCUGGUGGAGGAAGGAGACUGGGCGGAGCAAGGCCGCAAGCUCUUCGAGUUCGAAGAGAAGUUCCUGCGUGACACGUUGUUGGAGGGCAACAUCCUUACGGGCUGGGGUGAGCCGCGAACUGCACCCGUGCGAUUCCGCAACGCCGGAGUGCGCAAGCGCAAGCGUGAGCGACAGGAGGCGGCAGCCGAGCGUGCUGGCAAACCUCUUGGUUCCUUGGCACCCACGCUGUCGGCUGAGGAGCAGCUCAAAGUGGACCGCCACCGCCUGGCGUCCUACUCGUCUGUUUAUUCGCCUGCGGAGGCACUGCACGCGACGAUGGAGGAGCGCGAACGUAAGUUGGUGGAGAACAGGAGCAAGAAGAAAAAGCUACAGCCAGUAGCGGCGACUGUGGCUAAGUAAAGACGAAAUUCUAACUGCCUAACUACCAAAAUGUAUUCAAUGGGGUUGUAUGCAUUGCAAGUAACGACGCAAGCGACUUGACUGACCUGUUGACGUCGAGAAGGUGAUGUACGACGUUCGCAGGUGAAG